Punctularia strigosozonata HHB-11173 SS5 is the source of this 969-nucleotide messenger RNA. Its product is annotated as protein phosphatase type 1. The record is from RefSeq and is a predicted model, not a curated record. NCBI's taxonomy places the organism in Eukaryota, Fungi, Basidiomycota, Agaricomycetes, Corticiales, Punctulariaceae. The coding region runs from base 1 to 969 and encodes 322 amino acids. Gene Ontology annotation, cellular component: cytoplasm; nucleus. Gene Ontology annotation, molecular function: protein serine/threonine phosphatase activity. The transcript has 6 exons.
AUGGCGGAAUCCGUAAUGGAGGCGGACGUUGAUAGUAUAAUUGACCGUUUGCUCGAAGUGCGAGGACAUCGUCCGGGGAAGACGGUCACCCUGCAAGAGUACGAGAUCAAGUACCUCUGCGUCAAAUCGCGCGAGAUCUUCAUAAAUCAGCCUAUCCUCCUCGAACUGGAGGCGCCGAUUAAGAUAUGCGGCGAUAUUCACGGCCAAUACUACGACCUCCUCCGGCUAUUUGAGUACGGUGGCUUCCCACCUGAGGCGAAUUAUCUCUUCCUUGGCGAUUACGUCGAUCGGGGGAAGCAAUCUCUCGAGACGAUCUGCCUGCUGCUGGCGUACAAGAUCAAGUACCCCGAAAACUUCUUCAUACUCCGCGGCAACCACGAGUAUGCCAGUAUUAACCGCAUAUACGGGUUCUACGACGAGUGCAAACGAAGGUACAACAUCAAGUUGUGGAAGACGUUCACGGACUGCUUCAACUGUCUACCCAUCGCUGCCAUCAUUGACGAGAAGAUAUUCUGUAUGCAUGGAGGUCUAAGCCCCGAUCUACAGAACAUGGAGCAGAUUCGCAGGGUGAUGCGGCCCACGGACGUUCCCGAUACAGGGCUCGUUUGCGAUCUCUUGUGGUCUGAUCCGGACCGGGAAAUCACCGGGUGGUCGGAGAACGAUCGCGGCGUCUCGUUCAGGUUUGGGCCAGACGUAGUUGCCCGCUUCUUGCAGAAGCACGAUCUAGACCUGAUCUGUCGAGCGCACCAAGUCGUGGAGGACGGCUACGAGUUCUUCGCCAAGCGCCAGCUCGUCACCCUCUUCUCCGCCCCGAAUUAUUGCGGCGAGUUCGACAAUGCGGGCGCUAUGAUGAGUGUGGACGAGACUCUGCUCUGUUCUUUCCAAAUCCUGAAGCCUGCGGAGAAGAAAAAUCGGUACCCGUAUGGCUCUGGGAGACGUGGUCCGCCGCCGGGCACACCGCGACGAUGA